Neopsephotus bourkii (Bourke's parrot) is the source of this 1044-nucleotide messenger RNA. RefSeq names its product phospholipase A and acyltransferase 1 (gene PLAAT1). Gene Ontology annotation, cellular component: cytoplasm. Bases 275 to 784 code for a protein of 169 amino acids. NCBI's taxonomy places the organism in Eukaryota, Metazoa, Chordata, Aves, Psittaciformes, Psittacidae. Gene Ontology annotation, biological process: N-acylphosphatidylethanolamine metabolic process. The transcript is spliced from 3 exons. The record is from RefSeq and is a predicted model, not a curated record. Gene Ontology annotation, molecular function: glycerophospholipid phospholipase A1 activity; A2-type glycerophospholipase activity.
CGUAAAAUGGCUGCAUCCUCCGCGGGAGCGGUGGCGAUGUCAGGGCUGACUCCCCGGCAGCGCGUCGCUCGGCCCUGCAGAGAGCCGGGCGGCCGAAGCAUUAGGGUUAGGUGCCGGCUGCGAUAGACAGAGCGUGCCAGUGGUAGGCCCUAAUGAUCUUUCUGCCUGCAAUCUCCCAGUAGAUGCUCUGUGCACAUCCCGGACCUCCCCUCCACCGUGCCUUGCACUGAGCCUGCCCAGCGAGAGGGGCAUGUCCUGACCUUGGGCUCUGGAGAUGGCAGCCAUCGAGGGCUUUAGUGCCACCCACCCCGGUGACCCUGAGCCUGGGGACCUGAUCGAGAUCUUCCGGCCAGCUUACCAGCACUGGGCCCUCUACGUGGGAGAUGGGUAUGUCAUCAACGUGACGCCUGUAGAUGAAGGGCCCCCAGCCACAUUCUCCAGUGCGAAGUCAGUGUUCAGCAGGAAGGCCCGGGUGAGGAUGCAGCUCCUGAAGGAUGUGGUGGGAAAUGAUACCUACCACGUCAACAACAAGUAUGAUGGCACCUAUGCUCCCCUCCCAGUGGAGGAGAUCAUCCAGCGUGCGGAGUACCUCAUUGACCAGGAGGUGUCUUAUGACCUGCUCAGCAACAACUGUGAGCACUUCGUGACGCUGCUCCGCUAUGGUGAGGGUGUCUCUAGCCAGGCCAACAGAGCAAUCAGUGCCAUCGGGUUUGUGACAGCUGCCGCCGGUGCCUUCUCCUUGUUGGGCUUGCUUCGGAGCAGAUCCAGAGAGAGACAGUAUUGAUGGGCCAUUGGGAUGAGCUGAGAGCAGGGCAGAGAGGCCGUGGCUGGGUUACUUGGGGCAGUUUGUGGCCACAGCUGCCGCUAAGAUUUACUAACAACUGUGUCCCCCUUGCUGAGAGCAGCACUAGUCUUUUCUACAUCAGCUUUUAUUUCAUUGCCUAUGGUGAUUUUUGUAGUAGUCUGGGAGUGUAUGCGAGCAAAUUCUCCAUCCUCGUGCACCCAGUGCUCUGCUGAGGACUGGUGCAGGCUUUCUACGCACAU